Molecule: messenger RNA, 1074 nt
Organism: Microstroma glucosiphilum
Lineage: Eukaryota; Fungi; Basidiomycota; Exobasidiomycetes; Microstromatales; Microstromataceae
Product: taurine catabolism dioxygenase
Exons: 2
Coding region: 1-1074 (357 amino acids)
Cellular component (GO): cytoplasm
Molecular function (GO): 2-oxoglutarate-dependent dioxygenase activity
Source: RefSeq, a predicted model, not a curated record
AUGAGCCCUGUAUCGACCAAGACAGACUCCCAGCCUCCGUCGGACAGCUACCCUCGUCCGCCUCUCCAGCAGACUGGCAUCCUGGAUCUUUACGAGAGCUUUGAAGUGACCCCUGUCAUCGGACGAGAAUACCCAAAGGUACAGAUUCGGGAUCUCUUGGAGAGCCCUCAAGCUGACGAACUUCUCAAAGAGCUGGCUAUCAUCAUCUCUCGCCGCGGUGUUGUCUUCUUCCGUUCACAAGAUCUGACUCCCCAAGAGCAAAAGGCGUUCACCGAUAAGCUCGGUCGGCUGGCAGGCAAACCGGCCUCGAGCGGCCUUCACAUUCAUCCGAUCAUCAAUGCCGAGCGAGAAGCAGCACACCUCCCCUUAGACAAAGCGGGCACCCCCAAUACGGAUAAUUCUAUUUCAGUCAUCUCUUCCAAGCACAGGCGCGCAACGUACACCAGCAGAGUCAGCAAUGCCGAGGAGUGGCACAGCGACAUUACAUUUGAGCCAGCUCCGGCAGACUACACAUCGCUGAAGGUGCACACUGUGCCCCCGACAGGUGGGGACACCCUUUGGUCUAGUGGGUACGAAAUCUACGACCUGCUGAGCCCGCCUUUCAAGGCUCUCGCAGAUUCCUUGACAGGUUAUUAUGCACAACCCAAUUUCAUCGAGGCAGCCAAGCGAGGUGGGUAUCGCGUCCACCCCGGACCCCGUGGCAGCGACGACAACGUCGGCGAAACCUUGGAUGCCAUCCAUCCUUUCGUCCGUACCAACCCAGUCACCGGCUGGAAGUCGGUCUUUGGCGUCGGCACUCACUUCCAGAGAUUUGAGGGCCUGCACAAGAGGGAAGGAGAGAUCCUGAGACAGUAUGUCCUGGAGCUGGUCACUUCUCAUCACACGGCGCAAGCGCGUCUGAAGUGGGGCGAAAAUGAUCUGGCAGUUUGGGACAAUCGCUCUACCUUCCAUGCGGCUAGCCCUGAUUAUGAAAGUGAUCGUGCUGGAGUACGCGCUGUCUCCGUCGGCGAGAGGCCGUACUACGACCCCGCUUCUCAGUCGAGGCGAGAGGAGCUGGGUAACCGUCUCAUCUGA